CGCUCCCUGUGGGGGGAGCAGGGGAGGUCCCGAUCCCCACAAGACGUUGUGCAACACUCGGCGGGCCGUAUAUAAGGCAACGGCUACGACAAGCACAGGGUAUUUGUGAGCUCUCCACUUCAAACAGAAUGCUGCUGUACGUUGUGGCCCUCUGUCUCCUGGCCUCGUCCUGGGCGCAGGACUGCCAGGUGUCCAACAUCCAGGUCAUGCAGAACUUUGACAAAACAAGGUAUGCAGGGACAUGGUACGCCGUAGGAAAGAAGGACCCAGAAGGUUUGUUCUUACUUGACAACAUCGUGGCCAACUUCGUAAUCUCUGAGGACGGACAGAUGACGGCCACCGCCGAGGGCAGGGUUAUCAUUCUCAACCAAUGGGAAAUGUGUGCCAGCAUGUUUGCCACCUUUAUGGACACUCCCGACCCCGCCAAGUUCAAGAUGAGGUACUGGGGAGCUGCAUCUUACCUGCAGACUGGAAACGAUGACCAUUGGGUGAUCGACACCGACUACGACAACUACGCCAUCCACUACUCCUGCAGGCAGAUAGACUCCGACGGCACUUGCCUGGACAGCUACUCCUUCAUCUUCUCCCGCCACCCGACCGGCCUGAGGGCGGAGGACCAGGCCAGCGUGGUGCAGAAGAAGACGGAGCUCUGCCUGCUGGGCAAAUACAGACGCGUUCAACACACCGGCUUCUGCGAGGCCAGCCAAUCCGUCACUCCGAGAGUGGACUCGUGAGGCAGCCGACCGCGGGACCGUGAACCACCGUGGGGUGGGGUGGGGUGGGGUGGGGGGGGAGCUCCCCCUCCUCUGCCGUCUUUGUAGAAAGUAGCCCCCCAACUUUUCUCUUCAAACAUAUAAAAAACAAAACAAAAAAAAACCCCAUCAAGUGUAACGUUAACAUGCUGUACAUAGAAACAAAAAGACGACCGUCAUUGGUUUGUUGCCACCAUCCAAAAAGGUCCCCGAUUGGUGGAGGAGAUUCUGGGCCUGUUAAGAUUUUAGUGUCAUUCUCAACGUGGUUCAUGCGUUUGCGAAGGAAUUUCCGGUAUGCGGGAAACAGUGUUGCUCAUGGAAACAAGAGCAACUUUUGGAGCUAGUGGAGCAGGCCAAUGGUACAAAUAAUAAGUAUAUAUAUAUAUAUAUAUAUAGCAAGUGAAGCUGGAACUCUCAGCAGCUCUGGACUAUUAACACGAUUAUCACAAAACCACGUACACAUGUUACUGACUUUGUUUUUACACUGAAGGUAAUAAACCGUCGUACAUAUUUAGCUGUGUGCUAUACAGGCAUAGUCGUUUGGUUGUUACUCGAUUAUUUGAUGUAUACUUCUUGAUCUAGUUUUGAAAUAAAACAUCUAUAACGCGUUG
Messenger RNA from Gasterosteus aculeatus aculeatus (three-spined stickleback), 1363 nucleotides. It is a transcript of the gene rbp4, whose product is annotated as retinol binding protein 4, plasma. The record is from RefSeq and is a predicted model, not a curated record. NCBI's taxonomy places the organism in Eukaryota, Metazoa, Chordata, Actinopteri, Perciformes, Gasterosteidae. Gene Ontology annotation, biological process: retinol transport. Gene Ontology annotation, molecular function: retinol binding; retinol transmembrane transporter activity.